CGUACAAGUGGCAACAAUAGUGUUGUCAAACUUGAUUGAAGCAGCUGUAUUUUUACGUGUUUUCACUACAUACUUUGUAUAUUUACGAUAAUGAAAGUGUAAUGUUUAGUAACAAAGCUAAAUGUGAUAAACGAACAUGACGAGCCGUCGUUCAAUGCUAGGAUCAGCACUGGAUACGCUACCCGCCACCAUAGAUCCCCUACGGGAAUUAUUCGAGGCCUGUAAAGUAGGAGAUGUAGCAAGGGUUAAAAAACUGAUUACACCACAAUCAGUGAACGCGAGGGACACGGCUGGACGGAAAUCGACUCCUCUACACUUUGCUGCGGGUUACGGACGCAGAGAAGUGGUAGAGAUCCUUAUAGCUGGUGGUGCGGCGCUGCAGGCUCGUGAUGAGGGGGGACUGCAGCCUCUCCACAACGCGUGUUCCUUCGGCCAUGCGGACGUUGUUAGGGCUCUGCUGGCGGCCGGGGCUCCGCCGGCUGCCAGAGAUAAUUGGGGCUACACACCACUGCACGAAGCGGCUGCUAAAGGAAAAGUUGAUGUCUGCAUAGCACUUCUCCAGCACGGCGCUGAUCCGAACAUACGGAACACGGAAGGCAAGACUCCAUUGGAUCUAGCUGACCCAGCCACCAAACCGGUUCUGACAGGCGAGUACUGUGCGUCGGACGUGUUGGAAGCAGCUCGUUCAGGAGCCGAUGACCGUCUAGCGUCACUCCUGACUCCCCUCAACGUGAACGUUCACGCCAGUGAUGGCAGACGUUCCACAGCCCUGCACCUGGCAGCUGGAUAUAAUAGAGCUAGAGCUGUAAGACUUCUGCUGCAGAGAGGCGCUGAUGUCCACGCCAAGGACAAGGGAGGUCUGGUCCCGCUUCACAACGCCUGCUCCUACGGACACUACGAGGUCACUGAGCUGUUGGUGCGAGCUGGUGCUGAUGUGAAUGCUACGGACCUGUGGGCCUUCACUCCGUUACACGAGGCCGCUAGCAAGGCCCGGCUGGAGGUUUGCUCGCUGCUAUUGAGUUCGGGUGCCGAUCCGACCCUGGUCAAUUGUCACGGCAAGUCAGCCCUGGACGUGGCGCCCGGACCCCAGAUCAGAGAGAGACUAGCAUUGGAGUACCGAGGACAGUGUCUACUAGAGGCUUGCAGACUGGCUGAUCCUGCGAGGGUCAAGAAACAUCUCACAUGCAUAACACAACCUGAACUGCCUCCUCUAUGCUCUCCAUCCCCCAGCACUGAGAGGAUCGCAGAAUUAGCAAAUUUCCAUCAUCAGGCUACAGGAGAUAGACCACUACACUGUGCAGCUGCCAGUGUCUAUCCUAAGAGGAAACAGGUAAUGGAGAUGCUAAUAAGAAAAGGCGCGAGAGUCAACGAGAAGAACAAAGAGGGACAGACGCCACUACACGUAGCGACGGAGAGCUCGCACCUGGACGCCAUGGACUUGCUGUUGAGGCACGGCGCUAAAGUGAACGCCUGUGAUGGCAGAGGUGAGAGCGCGCUGGCUAUAGCCGCGAGGAGGGAUUCCCCGGCGGCGUGCCGACUGCUACUGGCCUGUGGAGCGCACGACACGGAACAUGACAACACCUGUGAUAAUGAUGAUGCAUGUACAAACGCAGCAGCUCUUCGUCUCCUAGAAGCAGCUAGGACGGGUGACGUGGAGACCGCCAGGGAUAUCCUGGACGCUCGCCCCAGACUCGUCAACUGCAGGGACGUGGACGGACGACACUCCACACCCCUCCACUUCGCAGCUGGAUACAAUAGACUGCCGCUAGCACAGCUCCUGCUGCAGAGGGGAGCUGAUGUUCACGCCAAAGACAAGGGAGGUCUGGUCCCACUUCAUAACGCCUGUUCUUACGGACACUACGAGGUCACUGAACUCCUGGUUUCGGCUGGUGCAGGUGUGAACGCCGCAGACCUCUGGAGGUUCACGCCUCUGCACGAAGCAGCUGCGAAGGGAAAGGCUGAUAUUGUACGACUCCUGUUGAAGCACGGAGCUGAUCCGACCCGGCGGAACAGAGAUGGACUGACUCCGCUGCAGCUGGUGCGGCCAGGUGAUGGGGAAACAGCUGAUGCCCUCAGAGGGGACGCCGCGCUCUUGGACGCAGCCAAGAGAGGGGAUCUGGCGAGAGCCAAAAAAUUAAUUACUCCACAAAACGUCAACUGUAGAGACGCUCACGGCAGGAAUUCGACCCCACUCCAUCUUGCUGCUGGUUAUAACAACCUGGAAGUAGCAGAGGCGCUCCUGGAGGCCGGUGCAGCUGUGUCCGCCCGUGACAAGGGUGGUCUGGUCCCACUCCACAACGCGGCGUCUUACGGCCACGUGGAGUUAGCGGCGCUCCUGCUACGGGCGGGGACUCCCCCCAACGCCGCCGAUCGCUGGGGCUUCACCCCGCUGCACGAGGCCGCUCAUAAGGCGAGGACACAGCUGUGUGCUCUACUGUUGGCACACGGAGCGGACCCGUUCCUCAAGAACCAGGAGGGUCAGACAGCGCUGGAGCUGGCCGGGGCGGACGACGUGCGCUCGCUCCUGACGGACGCCAUGACGGGAGGGGCCGGGGCCUCCGCGGGUGCGGAGCCUCACGAAGCCCCGCCCGCACCUCUACCACCCCCGCACGCGCCUGUCUUAUUACCCAGCGGUGAUACAUUGCCGUUACCACUUCCGGUCCUCUGUAGCAGCUACUGGUCCGAGGGGUCCCGCGGGUCCCUGGAGGAGGCCGCCGGCCGCCCAGCAUCAGCUCUUUCCGCUGACUCCUUGCAUGCCUUCCUAGCUAACAUUGGUCUGGAACAGCUGGCGUCUGUUCUGGAACGGGAACAGAUCACGGUGGACAUCCUGUCGGAGAUGUCCCACGAGGACCUGCGGGCCGUGGGCGUAGCGGCGUACGGUCACCGACACCGGCUGAUGAAGGCGGCGCGACAAGGAGUGCGCGGGACAGAGUGGUACGGUGGGACCACCCUGGUGGAGGUGUCUCCUAGUGGUGGGGAGUGUGUCGUCGAGGGGGAGGGGAGUGUGGAGGGAGAGUACGAGAUUCUGGAGAGGGAGAUGCAGGCCUCGGUCAGGUCGCACAGGGACCACGCGGGGGGACAGUUCACGAGAUACAAUGUAGUGCGGAUACAGAAAAUAGUGAACGGUCGCCUCUGGGAACGCUACCAGCACAGACGGCGGGAGGUGUCGGAGGAGGCGGGCAGCGCCAACGAGAGGAUGCUGUUCCAUGGGUCGCCCUUCAUCAACGCCAUCGUGCAGAAGGGAUUCGACGAGAGACACGCCUAUAUAGGCGGCAUGUUCGGCGCCGGCAUCUACUUCGCGGAGCACUCGUCCAAGAGCAACCAGUACGUGUAUGGUUUCGGGGGCGGGUCCGGCUGUGUCGCGCACAGGGACAGGAGCUGUUACGUGUGUCACAGACAGAUGCUGCUGUGCCGCGUGACCCUCGGCCGGAGCUUCAGUCUGUCCAGCGCAAUGAAGAUGGCUCACGCCCCGCCCGGCCACCACAGCGUGGCGGGGUCCCCGGCCGCCGGCGGGCUCUGCUUCCCCGAGCACGUGGUCUACCGCGGGGAACAGGCUUAUCCUGAAUACCUGAUAACGUACCAACUGGUGAGAGACGGGAGUGAGGGAGGAUGAGGGGCCUGAAUCCAGGGCCCUUCACCGACGCCCCCACCAACGAGGCCCUCGGGGGCCCAAGAUUUUAAGGAACGAAGAUCGUUAAUCGAUUAUUUAUUAAACAAAUAGUGUUUUUUUUUUUAUCGAUGCAUCGCCCGGAGGCGGACAUUUCUGUGAACCGAAAGUAUUUUCAAGUAUUAAUAGGACGUCUGUAUAUUUUUCCUUGUAUUUUUCAUUUUAAUCUCUCGUCUCCUAAGUGUCCAUAGUAUUAAAGGCCAAUCCUAUUUUAAGCUAGUAUAAAGGAAUCCUAGGAUAGAUUUUAAUUAAUAAAAUAUUAUGAAUUUAA
Molecule: messenger RNA, 3938 nt
Organism: Danaus plexippus (monarch butterfly)
Lineage: Eukaryota; Metazoa; Arthropoda; Insecta; Lepidoptera; Nymphalidae
Gene: Tnks
Product: poly [ADP-ribose] polymerase tankyrase
Exons: 24
Coding region: 137-3613 (1158 amino acids)
Cellular component (GO): nucleus; cytoplasm
Molecular function (GO): protein binding; NAD+ poly-ADP-ribosyltransferase activity
Source: RefSeq, a predicted model, not a curated record